GCAACAAAUGUACUUUUGAAAACACCAAAUGUUUUUUUGAAAAAAUCAGAUGAACUUUAGAAAGUGUCAAAUGUACUUUCGAAAAUAUCAAAAGUACUUUCGACAAUAUCAAAUCUACUUUCGACAAUAUCAAAUCCACUUUAGAAAAUAUCUACUGUAUGUAAUAUAACAUAACCGAGUAACAUUUAAAAAAAAAUGUAAAAUGUAGAAUAAAUAUUACGAGUAUUUUAAAUACUCACGUGUAGUCGUUAACAAUGCAAGUUCAGGAUAACUGCGCAUUUUGCCUCGUCUCUAUGAAGCGUCGAGCAUUGAAAAGGUUACAGCCAUGCAGACACCUAUUUAAUGCUGACUGUUUUGAAAAUGUACCAACCGCAACAAGUUGUCCAAUUUGUCGAAGCGAUGUAACGGUUGCCGAAUCAGUUGAGCGACGUGCCAACAUAAAAUACUCUGCUGAAGACAGGAAGCGAAUUGUGGAGGCAGCCAAUAAAGGCCUUGAUUGGGUGCAGCUGGCGGAGUCUUUAAAUGUAAAAUAUAAAACGGCUUACGUAUGGGUAUCAUCUGGCACUCCUCAAGCACUAAGGCGAGGUGGUACAAAAGAAAGAGCGCUGACGGACAAUGAAGUUGCAGUGAUGGUCCAAUGGAUUGAGGAGGAUGCCACUAUGACACUCACAAAAAUUCGUGAAAAAAUUAAACAAACGUUUAGAAAAGAUGUGUGCAUUUCCAGCGUGGGAAACUAUUUACAAGGACAACUUUUUACGAUGAAGGGGAUUCAUAAGGAACCUCAAUCAAUGAAUUCGCAGCUAAAUAAGGAAAAGCGCCGCGAAUACGUAUGUACGUUGAAUCAAUAUAUUCAGGAAGGCAAGCAGAUUUUAUACAUCGACGAGACAAAUUUUAAUUUAUUUUGUCGGCGUUCACGAGGUCGUGCUAAGGUUGGAAAACGUGCGGUAUAA
Messenger RNA from Rhagoletis pomonella (apple maggot), 950 nucleotides. RefSeq lists its product as uncharacterized. Bases 255 to 950 code for a protein of 231 amino acids. The transcript has 2 exons. Lineage: Eukaryota; Metazoa; Arthropoda; Insecta; Diptera; Tephritidae. The record is from RefSeq and is a predicted model, not a curated record.